UUAUGAUUCGCACCCAAACUACUACCACGUUGCCGACGUAUUUGUUCCUUUCAAUCGUGAAACUCUGUUGGCAUUAAAUCUCUAGUCUAACCCAGUCUCUUAUUGCUUGCAAGAUGGCUACCAACGGAGUGUCGAUGGACCAAGUCGAAGACGUUGAAUUCAAUUCUCUACACAUAUCCUCCCUCUCACCCGCCACGCAAGCAAUCCACGCCGACGACCCUCUGAAUCUCGUUGACGAUGUAGCACCACCGAUCCACGUCAGCACAACCUUCCGCUACGAAAAAGACCCAGAGAAGUUGCGUCCCUUUCACCAACGUCCAGCGCCUGUCUACGACCAGGGUGAACACUGUUACUCACGGCACACCACGCACAGCACCUCGCGACUGGAAGCCAUCCUGAGCGUCCUCCUCCACAACCCUUGCCUGACAUACUCCUCUGGCCUUUCUGCCUUCAACGCCCUCGUAACGUUCGUCAACCCGAAAAGAGUCGCAAUCGGUGCUGGAUACCACGGCUGUCACGGUGUAUUGAAGCUCCACCAAAGACUAUCUGGGUGUAAGAUACUUUCGCUAGACUGCAAGCCCGAAGAGCUGGAAAAGGGUGACUUGCUACACCUGGAAACGCCGGUCAACCCAACUGGCUUGGCGUUCAACAUCCAGCACUAUGCAGACAUUGCACAUUCAAGAGGUGCUUAUCUCAGUGUUGAUGCGACGUUCGCACCACCACCCUUGCAAGAUCCGUUCAGACAUGGGGCAGACUUUGUGAUGCACUCGGGAACGAAAUAUUUCGGUGGUCAUUCAGAUAUGCUCUGUGGUGUUUUGGCGGUCAAGAACAAGGAUUGCAUUCCACAAUUAUUAGAGGAUCGCUUGGUUCUAGGCUCGGUGAUGGGGGGACUCGAGGGAUGGCUCGGUGUGAGGAGUCUGAGAACGCUCGAGUUGCGUGUAACGAGACAGAGUCAAAGUGCGCAGAGGCUGGUUGAUGCACUUGAUGGUGCAUUGACCGGGGCGACCGUAGGCACUGGAUUGUCUCAGUCCGAUGUCGAGAUCAUCAAGUCUGUGCUCAAGAAGGUUCACCAUGCAAGCCUUCAGACCGAAGACUACAAGACUUGGUUGAGGAAGCAGAUGCCGAAUGGGUAUGGUCCGGUAUUUUCCAUCGUCAUGAAGACCCCGGAAAUGGCUCGAGCCUUGCCCAGCAAAUUACAUCUUUUCCAGCAUGCGACCAGUCUUGGUGGCGUGGAGAGCUUGAUCGAAUGGCGAACUAUGACUGACUCGACGGUCGAACAGGACUUGUUGCGGGUUAGUGUGGGUAUCGAGGACGAUAGAGAUCUGCUGGAUGAUUUGAUUCAAGGGUUCAAGGCCUUAGGAGAGCAACGGCCCUAGAAAGAAACUUUCGUUGUAAUUCGUUACGGACAUUCAUAGGCAUACAGAGGUCGGAAAAGAAUAGAACCAUGGGUGUGAAACUAGUCACACAAAGUUCUGGUACUGUCGCUGUUUGACAGGGCUGACCUCCUUGCUGGAAGCUGAUGCUGAGGUGGUGUCUUCGACAUUAGGAAUGUUGGGGUCGUGAUGUAUUCGAAGAACGUCACCCUCUCGAAAAUGGUCCUUGAGAUUGCGAUCAGGCCGCUCCAUGACUAGUGGCGGUGGUUGGACGGGACGGACCGGUUCCGGAGCAAUGAUUUCCGGACCGUUGUUGGACGCGGGAUCGUUGUCG
Molecule: messenger RNA, 1707 nt
Organism: Exophiala oligosperma
Lineage: Eukaryota; Fungi; Ascomycota; Eurotiomycetes; Chaetothyriales; Herpotrichiellaceae
Exons: 1
Coding region: 114-1376 (420 amino acids)
Biological process (GO): transsulfuration
Cellular component (GO): cytoplasm
Molecular function (GO): pyridoxal phosphate binding; carbon-sulfur lyase activity
Source: RefSeq, a predicted model, not a curated record